Messenger RNA from Beta vulgaris subsp. vulgaris (sugar beet), 3602 nucleotides. RefSeq names its product putative pentatricopeptide repeat-containing protein At1g74580. Lineage: Eukaryota; Viridiplantae; Streptophyta; Magnoliopsida; Caryophyllales; Amaranthaceae. The coding region runs from base 547 to 2823 and encodes 758 amino acids. The transcript has 4 exons. Gene Ontology annotation, molecular function: protein binding. The record is from RefSeq and is a predicted model, not a curated record.
AGAGCAGGCCCGCUUUCAGGCCCGGCCUGAUUAUUUUUAUCCUACCUGGUAAGGUAUUUGCAUUUUGCACCAUGAAUGCUUCUCCUUCAACCUGCUGUAAAUCUCCAACAUCAGUGUCAGACUCAGUGAUUCUCCUCUCUCUCCAGCAAACAGAUUACUAAAAAUCUUCCCUUCAUUCUUGAAACAAGGUUUGAUUAAUUAAUUAAUUAAUUCCCCCCCCCCCCCCCCUUCUCUUUCCCACUAUAUUACCUCAUUUUUCUAUCUGCUUUCAAUUUUCAAACCCUAUAAAUUCUCAGAAUACAAAUUUUAAUACUUACAGUUAAAUGUAUAAGCUAAAACGAACAAGUUUUAGGUAAUCUCAAUUGGGAUUUUUUUUUAAGGAGAUAUCUUUGUGUUUUUCUUCGUGUAAUUAUGCCUACCACCUGUUCGAUGAAAUUACACUAGUUUUACUCUGUCCAGUUUCAUGAUAUUGGUAUUGAACACUGAAAAGGGUAUAGCUUGAAAUUGAGACAGUGAAGACGUAUGGUAGUUUUGUAGUUUUGUGUAAUGAGUAGGCCUUUACUAGCAAAACAUGUAGCAGCUGUGAUCAAACAUCAGAAAGAUCCUUUGAAGGCGCUCGAAACGUUCAAAUCAGUUAAAAAUGAGGAGGGGUUCAAGCAUAAUUUGCUGACAUAUAAGUGCAUUAUAGAUAAGGUUGGUGCACAUGGGAAGUUUGAAGCUAUGGAGUCUUUGUUAUCGGAUAUGAGGACGGAUAUUGAUAAUGGUGUUGUGGAGGGAGUGUACAUUGGGGCCAUGAAGAGUUAUGGAAGGAAAGGGAAGGUUCAAGAGGCGGUUGAUGUGUUUGAGAGGAUGGAUUUUUACAACUGUGAACCAUCGGUCAUGUCAUACAAUGCGAUUAUGAAUAUUUUGGUUGAGCAUAGUUACUUCAAUCAAGCGCAUAAAGUUUAUCUGAGGUUAAAAGAUAAACAGAUAUGUCCUGAUGUGUAUACCUAUACAAUCAGGAUUAAGUUUUUUUGUAGAACUAAGAGGUUUAAUGCUGCUUUAAGGCUUCUUAAGAACAUGGCUUCUCAGGGCUGUGAUGUGAAUGCAGUUGCGUAUUGUACCCUUAUAGGUGGUCUAUAUGAAGAGCAAUAUGAAGCGGAAGCAUUGAAGUUGUUCUGUCAGAUGCUUAGCCUUGGAAUUUGUCCUGAUGUAUUUACAUUUAACAAGCUGAUGCACGUACUCUGCAGGAAGGGUGAUGUUCGAGAAAGUCAAAAGCUUUUCAGUAAGGUUUUGAAGAGGGGGAUUUCAGCAAAUCUGUUUACUUUUAAUAUUUUCAUUGAAGGCUUUUGUGAGAAUAAGUCUGUCAGUGAGGCUGCUGGUUUACUGGAUGACAUAUCAAUUGAGGGUUUUACUCCAGAUGUGGUGACAUACAACUUACUGAUACGUGGACUUUGUAAGAACUUGAACGUUGUUGAGGCUGAGAGGUACAUGCAUCAAAUGAUAAAUAAAGGGUUUAGUCCAGAUGCUUUCACAUACAACUCCAUAAUUGAUGCUUACUGCAAACUAGGCAUGGUACAGAGUGCAGAAAUUUUACUCCGGAAUGCGGCAACCAGAGGCUUUACGCCUGAUGAAUAUACAUAUUGCUCUUUAAUCGAUGGCUUAUGCAAGAAUGGUGAUGUUGACAGGGCAAUGGCUAUAUUUAAUGAGGCUGAGAUGAAAGAAUUGAAGGCUAACGUUAUUAUUUACAACACGUUGAUAAAAGGUUUAUCUCACCAGGGGAUGAUUCUUGAAGCAUUACAACUUAUAAAUAAUAUGGCAAGAGUUGGUUGCUCUCCCAAUAUAUGGACAUACAAUACAGUUAUCAAUGGACUUUGCAAAAUGGGUUGCUUGUCUGAUGCCAAUAGCCUCGUCGAUGAUGCCAUAGCAAGGGGGUGUUUACCUGACAUCUUCACCUUCAAUACACUAAUAGAUGGAUACUGCAAACAGUUGAAAUUGGAGUUGGCAAUUGAACUUAUUGAUAAAAUGUGGGAUCAUGGUGUUACUCCUGACGUGAUAACAUACAAUACUCUGUUGGAUGGGCUCUGCAAGGCUGCAAAGUUUGAAGCUGUUUCGGGAACUUUUGAAACAAUGGUGGAGAAAGGGUGCAUUCCUAACCAUAUUACAUACAAUGUACUUAUAGACAGCUUCUGCAAGGCUCGUAAGCUAGAUAAAGCUUUAGACUUGCUUGCGGAUAUGAGGUGCAGGGGUCUGACACCAGAUCUUGUUGUUCUUGGCACGUUGAUAAAUGGUUAUUGCAAGCAGGGUGACUUGGGUGGAGCCUACCAGUUGUUCAGAAACAUUAACAAAGAAUAUGGACUUUCACAUACGACAGCAACAUACAACAUUGUGAUCAAUGCGUUUGGUGAAAGACUGGAUAUAGACAUGGCUGAGAGGCUUUUUCAUGAGAUGAUUGAGAAGGGAUGUCUUCCAGACAGUUAUACUUAUCGUGCAUUAAUAGAUGGGUUUUGCAAAGCGAGUAAAGAUGAUGGUGGCUACAAAUUCCUUUUGGAGAAGAUCGAAAAGGGAUUUAAGCCUUCACUAGCAACAUGUGGACGGGUACUCAAUUGUCUAUGCUUGAAACAAAAGAUCAAUAAAGCUGUUAGAAUUAUCCAUCUUAUGGUGCAUGAAGGUAUCGUUCCUGAAGUCGUAGAGGGUAUUUUCAAUUCUACUAAAAGGGAGAUAGCAGCACCAAAGAUUAUUGUGGAGGACUUGCUAAGGAAAAGCCAUAUAACUUAUUAUUCAUAUGAACUCCUAUAUGAUGGUGUUCGAGAUAAAAAGCUACUAAGGAAAAGUCUCCUAUGAAGGCUUCCCAAGUUUCCAAGUGUCUUUCAGCAGAAGAUUCCUGAGAAUUUGAUAUGAUACUUUGAACUAAGAAUCUAUGCACCAACUACCAAGCUAGAUCUUCUGAUAUGUCAUAACUCGGGAAUCUCAGGACUUACCUGGAAGGCUGGAAGAAAGGAGCGAUAAAAUUCACAUUGGACAUCUCUAUGGUCGUUGUAUUGGUUUACUGUUUCCUCGGAGGAGCAACUGUGUUAAUUAGCUAUUAUAAAAGGAGUCCUUGGGUGGAAGCACCUUGGCUGUACCGAUGGACCUGCUUUCGAGGUACUAUUGACCUGAGUUCUUCUAGAGUGCAGAGGCUGUAUGGUAGCUGGAUAGCAAUGCUGUAUCGAACCGUUCUGUCUUUUCCGGAGAUUUGCAUUCUUUUGACUGCUGUACAUUAGUCUAUCAUAUAUGAAGAGUGCUUGGUCGCUGUGGGUUGAAUCAUCAGAUAACAAUGGCACUACCUGAUAUUUUGCAACACCAUGACAAGUUUGACAGCUUAGCAGAUUCGAGCAUUGAAAUUUUAACUUUGCAGCCUGCGCAGAUUCAGGGUUACAGGAUAGAAAAGCUCAUAUGUAUGAUUUCGCAAGAUCUAGUUUUCUUCAAGUAACAGAUUCUAGAGAUCGUUUGGAUUCCAUUAGUAAUGCAGAUUCGGAAUAUCACACAUUACUCAAUAGAAGAGUCUGCAAAACAAGAUGCAUCUUUAUCAACUAUGUUGUGUAAUUUGUAUAAUUGUACCAAUAUACUGCAUUAUUUUGGCU